Messenger RNA from Pyricularia oryzae 70-15, 1809 nucleotides. Its product is annotated as laccase-1. Bases 1 to 1809 code for a protein of 602 amino acids. The transcript has 3 exons. Lineage: Eukaryota; Fungi; Ascomycota; Sordariomycetes; Magnaporthales; Pyriculariaceae. Gene Ontology annotation, molecular function: oxidoreductase activity; copper ion binding. The record is from RefSeq and is a predicted model, not a curated record.
AUGUAUCCAAUGCAUGCAAUAUUUCUCCUGGCGGGCCUCGGCCUCGCAGCCCAGACGAGAAGAUACAACUUUACCGUCACCAACCAGUGGUCUGCAGGUGAUGGCCAUGGAAGACCAGUCUUUGCCAUCAAUGGUCAGACCCCCGGUCCGCUGAUUGAGGCGGACGAGGGCGACGAGAUUGAGGUUUUUCUAGAGAACCAGCUGGGAUUUGAGACGACGAUGCACUGGCAUGGCAUUUAUCAAAUCGACAAGCCGUGGAACGAUGGCGUCCCAGGAGUCACACAGUACUCUGUCCAACCAAGAGACAAUUACACGUACAGCUUCACGGUCCAGCAGCAGUACGGCAGCUACUUUUACCAUGGCCACUUUGGACCCGCGUUUGCCGACGGCAUGAGAGGUCCCAUCUGGAUCAGGCCAGCGGCGUGGAGGCCACGUCCGUACCACCUCAUAUCCUCUUCACCGGCCGACGUGGCGGGCAUGAAGGCGGCCGAGGCCAAUCCUCGCCACGUCGUCAUCAGCGACUGGAACGCCGAGCCCAUGGACACCUUGCUGAUCAUGUACCGCGACACGGGCAUCGUGCCUUGGUGCAGCAACUCGAUCGUGCUCAACAACAAGGGCAGGACCUUUUGCCACUCGGCCGAGGAGAUUGAAGCGGUGGGCGGUCCCGGCCGAAACUCGCUGGGCUGCUUGAUGCAGGACGGCCAGGCGCUGUACUCCAACCUCCCCACCUGCGAGGAGACUUUUGCCGAUCUCGAGGUCUUUGAGGCGCAGCCCGGCGAGGAGUGGAUGUGGAUCAACUUUAUCCACUCGGGCGCGCACCACGAGCUGCAGAUCAGCAUCGACGAGCACGAGUUCUACGUGGUCGCGGCCGACGGCGAGUUUGUGCACCCGCAAAAGGUGCACGCCGCCAACUGCAACCUCGGCGAGCGCAUCGCCAUCCUCGUCCGCCUCGACCAGGCGCCCGGCGACUACGCCGUGAGGGUGACGUCGCUGCGCAGAGAACAGAUGAUUCAGGGCGUCGGCAUCCUCCGCUACUCGGAUCGACCUGCAGGGGCCCGAUCAGGCUCGGCACGAAUCGCGGUGCCCGAAACAAGGCCCUGGGUGCACCUGAAUGGCACCUUCAUCUCACCUUCGUCCGUGGCAAUGGACGAGUCAAGACUGGCCCCCUACCCUGCGCGUCCACCUCCCCAAAAGUCGGACCACACCCUUCGCUUUUUUGUCAACAUGACUGGCCCCGGAAGUUGGGCGCUCAAUAUUGGGCCGCACCAGGCCUUUCGUCAGCAGCUGCCCCCUCUGCUGUGGGAAGGCGACUCCCGCGGUGAUACCACCUACGGCGGAACGAGGGGUGAGAUUGGCGAUGGCCGGCACGGCGGAGCGGGUUCGCUGCCCAACGGUACCGUCGUUGACAUCAUCUUUGAGAACGGGGCCAACGUCAACAGCCAACACCCUUUUCACAAGCACAACAACAAAGCUUGGAUCAUCGGCACCGGCACCGGUGGAUUUCCGUGGAGCAGCGUGGACGAGGCCCUCGAGCAGGGCGGCAUGUCGCAGCACUUCAAUCUCGUCGAUCCGCCCCUUCGCGAUGGUUGCAGGCUUGGCAACAGCACCGGGGACUGGACGGUGAUUCGAUACGACAUUUCGUUUCCCGCCGCGAGCAUGUUGCAUUGCCACAUGAUUCAUCACUUUGCGGCCGGCCAACAGGUGGUGUUGCUCGAAGGUGUCGAGUCCAUGUCCAAGAUCCCUGAUCACGUCAAAAACAUGGUCCACUCGGAUUUCCAGCCGCCCCUCCGUUAUGGACCCUUAGACUAG